AUGAGCCCCUAUAGCUGGGCUCUGGGGAAGGGGCCAGUUACUUUGAAAGUGAAAAUCAGCCAAGUAAGGGCCAAAAAAGGGGAGUUAGCCAGAUGCCAGAUCGGCGAGGGAAGUGAGACCCAGCUGCCUUUCGAGCAGCCCUCACCGAGUUCUUCAAAUGACACACUGGAUUUCCUGAAGCCUGACCUUACCUGCUCCAUCUGCUUGGAUCUGUUUCGACAUCCUGUCUCCCUUGAAUGUGGCCACAACUUCUGUGCUCAAUGCAUCACCAGUCAUUGGGACUCAGGUGUUCCAGGUUCCCAACCACCUCGAUGCCCUGAGUGCAGGAGGAGAUGUGAUGGGAAGGAGCUAGCUCCAGACACCCGGCUCCAGAAUCUAUUAGAGAAUGUGAACUUCCUACAGCAGAAUGCAAACUCAAAACAGAAGCCAUGUGAUGCUUGCAAUGGAGAGGCAAAGCAGCUGGUUCAAGGGGACUCCAGAAAGUAUUUGACCCUCUCUUUGGAGGUUCUGGAUCAAUGUCUGAAUCACCCUCAAGCCAAGAACAGUCCAGUCUGUCUCAUCUCUGUCCAGGGGGAACAGAGAACAGGAAAGUCCUUCCUUCUCAACUAUCUAAUCCGAGGACUGCAGGGUGUGGAGUCCAAGGAUCCCCAGUGGAUGAGAAGAGGAAGAGGUCUUUCAGGGUUCCAGUGUGAACCAGGAGACCAGUGCACCACUAAGGGCCUGUGGCUAUGGAGCCAGCCAUUCAUUCUGCAGAAGGAUGGGAGGAAGGUGGCUGUGUUUCUUGUGGACACAGAAGGGACCAUAAGUCUAGAACAGGACAAGGAAAUGAAUGCCAAGCUCGUGGCCUUCAGCAUGCUGCUCAGUUCUCAUCAGAUUCUUAAUGUCUCUCGGAUGCUGAAAAAAACAGAUCUGGAGUAUCUGGAGAUGUUCCUCCACAUUGCUGAAGAGAUAGGAGAAUGUUUUAAGAUGGAACCAGUACAGCAUCUGAAUCUCUUAGUUCGUGACUGGUCUCAUCCACCUAGAUUUGGAAAGAAGAGAGGCCAAAAACACAUGAUUGAUGUGAUCCAGAAAAUUUCUGACAGAUAUCCCAGGAUUCAGAAGAUUCUUAAGAGCAAACAAGCCUGCUGCUAUCUCUUGCCAUAUCCUGGAAAAAAAAUAACAAUGAGCAGCAAUGGAAAUCCAGAAGAUAUGGAUCCAGAUUUCUCUCACUAUCUACAUGACUACAUCACUGAUGUUUGCAAUUCAGCCACCGAGCAUGUGAAAAGGCGUUCAGAUGGACAUAUUCUCACUGGGAAGGAAUUAGCUGAGAACAUGAAGAAACUUUUCAGCACAUUACAGAGAAAAGAAUUUGGAUAUUCGUCCUCGUUUGAGUCGGUGGUUACUGGACUCCGUAAUAUGAGGAUGAUUGAAGCUGCUAGGAAAGAGUUGGAGGACUUUGUGAAGGAGCAGGAUUCUUCCACAAAGUCCAUGUGUACUUGUUUGGAGACUCUUCCUAGAACCAUGUGGAAAAGCCUCUCAACCACAAAAGAUACAAUCUUAAAUAGUCUCGAGGAGACUUUGAAGGGCCCAGAGAAGAAUCAAUUCAUGAACAACUUUCAGGAAGAGAUUGAGAAGAGAGUUAAAGACUUCUAUAUAUCCUAUAAAAAUCGUUUCCGUAACUAUUCUGCUGCCUUGGGUGGACUUGUUGGGGCUGCAGUCCUGGGGGUGGCAACUGGUGGUAUAAUGGCAGUUGGUACGGCAGCCGCUGUUUUGACUGGAGACAUUGUAGCUGGGGCCACUAUGGGUGCCACAGUGGUUGGGGGGAGCAUAGGGGCUGGCGUUGGGGCUGCUGUAGGUAAGGCCAAAAGUAAGGAAAAAGUUCCUAAAGAGGGAGAGGAAAAACCCCUUCUCAAGGAUGAUGAAUGAACCCUGGAAACCAAGUAGAAGCAAAGAGGGAGGGAGAAAA
Molecule: messenger RNA, 1945 nt
Organism: Phascolarctos cinereus (koala)
Lineage: Eukaryota; Metazoa; Chordata; Mammalia; Diprotodontia; Phascolarctidae
Source: RefSeq, a predicted model, not a curated record